Messenger RNA from Cinclus cinclus, 1644 nucleotides. RefSeq names its product sulfiredoxin 1 (gene SRXN1). Bases 1 to 978 code for a protein of 325 amino acids. Gene Ontology annotation, cellular component: cytoplasm. The transcript has 4 exons. The record is from RefSeq and is a predicted model, not a curated record. Gene Ontology annotation, biological process: cellular response to oxidative stress. Lineage: Eukaryota; Metazoa; Chordata; Aves; Passeriformes; Cinclidae. Gene Ontology annotation, molecular function: sulfiredoxin activity.
AUGGCGGGUGGCGGCAUGCGAGCUGCCAGCCUGCCCAUCCCACGGUGCCCUGUGCCCACUCCUUGGCUGGAGCACCGUGGAGAGAACUGCCCCAAACAGAGAGGUGAUGUCCUGGCAGCCUGUUGGGAACGGGUGGCUGAGGCUCCCAGAGCAUCCCAUGCUGCCCACAUGGCCCUGCCAGCCCUUCAGCCAGUGGGCAGCAGCCACAAAACCCCUGACUGUGACAAAGAGGCCUUACGAUGCCACCCUGCUCGUGAGAGCGCUGGGGGCUAUGUGGGUGCCAAUGGGGGAAGGCAAAUCAAUUUUAGCAUCCAGCUUGGACCCCGCACACCUUAUGGGGGGCUCAGCUGCCGCGUGCCCAUGGGUGUCCCAUGGGAAACGGGAGCCGAGGGCAGCCCUGACCGCAGGCUCUCCGGAGCAGGCAGCGGGCCAGCCGGCUCUGGCACCCGGCCCGGAAGCCUGUCCUGCCCCUUCACUGUGACUCUGCAAAACAGUGGGGCGGCGGCCCUGACGAUGACGAUGGCUGGGCAAGGAGGAAGCAGAGGGGCCUGGCUGGGCGUUGCACUGCUCCGGGCAGAGCGGAGAGCUCGGCUGAGCAGGACAGAGGAAGGUAAAGGCUGGCCGACAGCCACAGCCAUGGCUGAGGACGAGGACAGGAGCAUCCAUACACAGCACAUCUCGGACGUGCACAACGUGCCCAUGCGCGUCCUCAUCCGGCCCAUCCCGGCAGAGCUUGAUUCGGGAAAGGUGCGGAGCCUGAUGGAGACCCUGCAGGAAGAUCCCGAGCGGGUGCCCCCCAUCGACGUGCUCUGGGUCAAAGGCAGUGAGGGUGGUGAUUACUUCUACUCCUUCGGGGGCUGCCACCGCUUCGCUGCCCACCAGGCACUCCACCGGGAGACCAUCCCCGCCAAGAUCAUCCCCUCCACCCUCAGCGACCUCCGUACCUACCUCGGCUCCUCCACGCCUCACCUGCGCUAGGCCAGAGCCCCGAGGAUGUCCAGCAGCCCUCUCUGUCCCUGUUGGUUCUGACCCGUGAGCCCAUGGUGAGGAUGUAGGCGGGGUCCCCAGCCCUGGGGAAUCCCCGGUGAACCUCCAGCCUGGAUGAGCCAUGGUCCCCCAGACUCGGAGGGUCCCCGGGGUCCCUGCAGCCGGGAUGGGGAUGGGUCAGGCUCUCGCCGGUACCGGGAAGCGCCCGGCGGGGCCGGCAGGUGGCGCUAUUGUGCCGCGCUGCGCUGCCCGCAGCGGCCGCGCGGACCGGGACGGGACGGAAUGAACCGGGACGGGAUGAACUGGUUGGGGUGGGAUGAACCGGGGCACGGUGCAAUCGGGAAUAGUUGAACCAUGAUGGAACAGGCUAAACCGGGGCACGGCUCAAUCGGGAAUGGCUGAACCGGAGCACACUGGAACUAGGACGAGUCACAGCUCAUUCGGGGCACAGCUGAACCGGGAAGGGGUACAGGCGAACUGGGACACAACGGAAUCAGGACACGGGGAAGAGACACAGCUGACCCGGCAUGGCCAGUCCCCAGCCUUCCCUCAGCGACUCUGGGCUCACCUGUGGUCGCAGUCUGUGGGGGACAUCUCCAAAAUCCUGUGGUGGGGACACCCACUGCUGCACCCGGAAUAAAGAUGAUCAAAACCCCU